AGUAGUAGCUAGGCCAGACUUAACAUGUCAGGCUUUGAGGAAGAGAAGUCAAGGGCCAUAUCCCGGUCACAUCAGUAUUGCAAGGUGACGAAGCCACUGCUAGAGCGGAAGCGAAGAGCGCGGAUUAACCAUUGUGUGGAUGAUCUGAAAAGCUUGCUUAAGGAGGUUAUACAGAUGGACGUCGAUUCACUGGCCAAACUGGAGAAGGCCGAUGUCCUGGAACUUACAGUUCACCACCUAAACAGCCUACACACACUUCCUACAACUACGCCCAUCAUUCCAUCUACCUCCCAUCAAUUCAAAAUGCAACCCUAUUGGUGGGGUUUCCGUCAGUGCGCUCUAGAAGUAACCCAUUUUCUGCAACGCAACGAUUGCCAGCUCAACUUCAGAUUUGUAGAAGAGUUCGAGCAGCAGCUAGAGCCACCCACCAAGCCAAUCCUCUGGAGACCUUGGAUGGGGGUAUAGCAUCCUUGGGAGUAUCUUUACA
Molecule: messenger RNA, 487 nt
Organism: Drosophila eugracilis
Lineage: Eukaryota; Metazoa; Arthropoda; Insecta; Diptera; Drosophilidae
Product: enhancer of split mdelta protein
Exons: 2
Coding region: 25-465 (146 amino acids)
Biological process (GO): regulation of transcription by RNA polymerase II; regulation of neurogenesis; anterior/posterior pattern specification
Cellular component (GO): nucleus
Molecular function (GO): RNA polymerase II cis-regulatory region sequence-specific DNA binding; DNA-binding transcription factor activity, RNA polymerase II-specific; protein dimerization activity
Source: RefSeq, a predicted model, not a curated record